This is a messenger RNA of Pristis pectinata (smalltooth sawfish), 1494 nucleotides long. RefSeq names its product endonuclease domain-containing 1 protein-like. Gene Ontology annotation, molecular function: hydrolase activity; nucleic acid binding; metal ion binding. The coding region runs from base 144 to 1052 and encodes 302 amino acids. The transcript has 2 exons. Lineage: Eukaryota; Metazoa; Chordata; Chondrichthyes; Rhinopristiformes; Pristidae. The record is from RefSeq and is a predicted model, not a curated record.
CACUAUCACUCCCUCUCACUGGAGUGGAAUCUUGCAGGAGGUUCCUUCUUGCAGAACCUAACCCCGAGAAACUGAAGUGGGAGGAGGGAAAGUGGAGCAGAUUCCCGACCUAUAAACCAGGAGUGAAGUUCCCUCUGCUCGGCAUGGCAAUGGGACUUGGCGGUUUGCUCUGGUUCCUGCUUCUGGCAAUCUCCCAUCCCAGGACUGUGCAAGGGGAAGUGGUUGAAAAUUUCCAGAAGUGCGACUCUUUCUUCAGGGAUCAUACCCCACCGCAGGGAUUUGACGGCAUGGACAACCUGGUCAGGAUCUGCCAGAGGUACAAGAACCGCUAUCACUUUGCCACCUUGUACCGGACAGACCUGCGGAUCCCGGUCUAUUCUGCCUACACCUAUAAAACGCCCAGUAAAAGUAAUGAGAGUUACAGACCCUGCGCCUGGUUUUACGAGCCUCAGAUUGAUGAUCCAAAAGCCAGUGCUGAUAUGAAGUCCAGCAAAGGCAAGACCAGUAAUAAACAAGCAGUGCAUAGCGAUUACAUGAAUACAAGUUAUGAGCGAGGGCAUCUGUACCCAUAUACCUUCAAUGAAGGAGAUAGUGCAACAGCCAGCUGCACCCUCACUAAUGCGAUCCCUAAGACUGGUGAUGCCAACAAGAAAUGGUAUCAUUAUGCUGAGAGACCCAUUAAAAUAUUGGCGGAGAAUUGCCACAACUCUGGCAGUCAGAUGUAUCUGGUAACAGGCUCUGCUGAAUACACUGGGGGUACAAUGAAUAAUAAGGUUGUAGUGCCUGGGUUGAUCUGGACGGCUGUUUGCUGUAACUCCUUGGUGUGCCAGAACAAUUUCGGUUCACCUACCACGACAGACUUUUCCAUUGCGUUCAUGAAAGAGUUGCUAAACACGAAUGAUGUAAUCAGAAUGAUGGUGCCAGACCUGGAGAGGAGACUGAACUUAGAGAAUGUGAGGAUCUUUAACCAGUGCAGGGGAACUAAUGGCAUUCAGGAGCAGCAGACCUAUCAAGAGGUGAUAACUUUGUUGAACAAUAUUACAGAAUUGUAGACGGAAGGCAGGAAAGAACAAUAACGAUCCAACACGAACAGGUCAAGUGGGUUAAUAGCGGAAAAGCUUAAGAGGGCAUUUUGGGCAUUUCUCCCCAUUAUUUACAGCUUGUCGGACAGCAAAUUAUGAUUCUUGCUUCUGAAUUUUCUGUCGACCUGCAUCCUCAACAGGUGUUUGAGGGGGAGGCUUCCAGACUUCGGCUGAGAUUUGUUUGAGGAAGUGUUUCCUCAUGUCACCUGGAUUAUUGCCUCGUCAACGUAGCUGGUCCUCAUGUGGUGAUCCCAGUGCUCCUGUAUGCAUCAGAAACUUGGACAACAUACCAAUGACAUCUGCAGGCACUUGAAAAGUUCCAUCAACGCUUUCUUCGAAACAUCUUAAAUAUCAGCUGGGAAGAUAGAAGAACCAACGUCAGCGUGCUAAGUGAAGCUAAAGCAACAAGCAU